Molecule: messenger RNA, 1420 nt
Organism: Thecamonas trahens ATCC 50062
Lineage: Eukaryota; Apusomonadida; Apusomonadidae
Product: E3 ubiquitin-protein ligase CHFR
Exons: 2
Coding region: 1-1326 (441 amino acids)
Biological process (GO): protein ubiquitination; mitotic cell cycle checkpoint signaling; ubiquitin-dependent protein catabolic process
Cellular component (GO): nucleus
Molecular function (GO): ubiquitin-protein transferase activity
Source: RefSeq, a predicted model, not a curated record
AUGAUCUCCGUCUCGCUCAUGGCGCAUCGCAUGCUCUCAACUCGGGCGAUGUCAUUUCUCUCGUCGCUCCGCAAGUUGCCACAAAUGACUCGCCCUCAGCUUGUCCUGCUGCUGUUUGGAGGCGGCGGCGGCGGCGGCGGCGGCGGAGGGAACGCCGUCGCAGAUGCCACACCAUACGCCGAGCUGCUCACCUGCUCCAUCUGCCAAGAGAUUAUGCACAAGGCCAUGGCGUUGGUCCCGUGCAUGCAUAACUUUUGCGCCGGCUGCUACGCCCAGUGGGCAAAGAACUCGCACGAGUGCCCCAUGUGCCGGGCCACCGUCUCGGACGCCGCCGACAACCACACUAUCCGCAACCUUGUCGAGGCCUUUCUCAAGGACCACCCCGACCAGGCGCGCAACGCCGAUGAGCUGGCCGCGCUAGACCGAGCCGCAAAGAGUCUCGUCUCGCGUCGCUCGCCGCCGACCUCGCCGUACCGCUCGCGGACAGCGGCAGCCGCUGCGCUCCAUCUCCACCACGGCCACGACGAGUACGACGAGUACGACGAGUACGAAGGCGAGGCGUUGCCUGGAAGCAGCGCACAUCCUUCGGGCCACGCAUGGGGUGGACUCACGUUUGCCUUUGGCGCACCGCCGGUGCCGGCGGCGGCCGGCGUCACCAGCUCGACCGCGUCGUCGGCCGCGCCACCUCGGGUCUCCAACACUCAGUGCCGCGAGUGCCGCGCUCCAGGAUCGAGUGGUCAUCAGUGCAGUGGAUCUGAUCCGACGCACCUCACGUGCUCGGUCUGCCUCGAGCUCCUCCCGAAGCGCACCGACGAGGCUGGGUACGACGGCCCGGCCAUCCAGUGUGCGCUCUGCCUCACCCCGUUCUGCGAUCUCUACUGGGGCUGCCGUUCACUGCUUGGCCAGGGUGCGCUGCGCGCACUCGGCUCAUGGGAAUUUCCGCGGCUCCCGGCCCACGUUCUCUGGGACAACCUCGUCGAGAUCAAGUUUCUCAACGAGUACAUGGCGUCUGCCAGCCUCUCAGUCGAUGGGCUGUGGCAGGCGGUGCUCGGCGGGCUCUCCGCCGGCAGCUACACAUACUCGCCAGACGGAGCUGGACCUGCGGUCGGCAUCACCGAGGCCACCGCCACAUGCCACGGAUGCGCCUCAAACGUGUUCCGCGACCUCAUUCCGGACUACCUCAUGUCGCUGCCGCGCAGCGCGCUGCCGGCCAACGCUACCUCACGGCCAAACUGCCACUGGGGCUCGGCGUGCCGAACCCAGAGCAGGUCGGUCGGCCAUGCCAAGCGGUACAACCACGUGUGUGAACAGACUAAGUUUGCUUGAGCCGCCUUUCAGUGGCAUCUACAGCGGCUGGACCGCGAUGAGCGAGAGCUCGCGAACAAUCACGGUAAAGUCGGGCCGGUCGUCGGCCGACGCA